Molecule: messenger RNA, 3131 nt
Organism: Phyllostomus hastatus (greater spear-nosed bat)
Lineage: Eukaryota; Metazoa; Chordata; Mammalia; Chiroptera; Phyllostomidae
Gene: MAPK8IP1
Product: mitogen-activated protein kinase 8 interacting protein 1
Exons: 12
Coding region: 316-2397 (693 amino acids)
Biological process (GO): regulation of JNK cascade
Cellular component (GO): cytoplasm
Molecular function (GO): protein binding
Source: RefSeq, a predicted model, not a curated record
CCGGGGAGGUGGCAGUGACAGCGGCAUCAGCGCAACGGGCCGGACCGGGGGGAGGAGGCUGCCUGCAGCUGAGGGCUGGGCCGGGAGGAGCUGGGGCUGGGGCCCGGGUCGGCAGGCAGCUGCUGCCUCGUCUCCCGGCCCAUGUAUUUUUAAUGAGCUCCCCAGGCUUCUGCAGCAGGCAGGACGCAGAAAGGCAGGCCCAGGCGGCGGAGGCCUGUGGCCCCAGCCCUGCCUUGAGCCCUGGCCCCCCCACCCUUCUGGGCAUGAGCGGGCGGCCCUGGGGCCCGGAAGCCCCCCGGCCGGGCAGGGCUCUCCAUGCAGCUCGUCCUGAAGAUGGAUUCAAGCCCAGACAAUGACAGCUGGUUGGAGGAUCAGUGGGAGCGCUGGCUCACCCAUGACAUCAGCCUGGAGGAGUUUGAGGAUGAAGACCUCUCAGAGAUCACCGAUGAGUGUGGCAUCAGCCUGCAGUGCAAAGACACCCUGUCCUUACGGCCCCCGCGUGCAGGGCUCCUGGCUGGGGGCGGCGGCUGCGCCGGGAGUCGGCUGCAGGCCGAGAUGCUGCAGAUGGACCUGAUCGACGCAGCGGGGGACACUCCCGGCGCUGAGGACGACGAGGAGGACGACGAGGAGGAGCGAGCGGCGCGGCGACCAGGAGCCGGACCGCCAGAGGCCGGGGCUCGCCAGGAGCCGGUGCUCCGCGGCCAGGGCCAGGGCGGCGGGGACACGUACCGGCCCAAGCGGCCCACCACGCUCAACCUCUUCCCGCAGGUGCCACGGUCUCAGGACACGCUGAACAAUAAUUCUCUGGGCAAGAAGCACAGUUGGCAGGACCGGGUGUCUCGAUCGUCCUCACCCCUGAAGACAGGGGAGCAGACGCCUCCACAUGAACACAUCUGCCUGAGUGAUGAGCUGCCGCCGCAGAGCAGCCCUGCCCCCACCACGGACCGAGGCACCUCCACGGAGAGCCCUUGCCGCCGCAGCGCUGCCACCCAGAUGGCUCCUCCCGGCGGCCCUCAGGCUGCCCCGCCUGGUGGCCGGGGCCACUCGCAUCGAGACCGCAUCCACUACCAGGCGGACGUGCGGCUGGAGGCCACCGAGGAGAUCUACCUGACGCCGGUGCAGAGGCCCCCAGACCCCGGGGAGCCCACCUCAGCCUUCUUGCCACCAGCCGAGAGCCGGAUGUCGGUCAGCUCCGAUCCAGACCCUGCCGCCUACCCCUCCUCGGCAGGCCGGCCGCACCCCUCCAUCAGUGAGGAGGACGAGGGCUUCGACUGCCUGUCCUCCCCGGAGCGGGCCGGGCCCCCCGGUGGAGGGUGGCGGGGCAGCCUCGGGGAGCCGCCGCCGCCUCCGCGGGCCUCGCUGAGCUCGGACACCAGCGCGCUGUCCUAUGACUCGGUCAAGUACACGCUGGUGGUGGACGAGCACGCACAGCUGGAGCUGGUGAGCCUGCGGCCAUGCUUCGGAGACUACAGUGACGAGAGCGACUCGGCCACCGUCUAUGACAACUGCGCCUCUGCCUCCUCGCCCUACGAGUCGGCCAUCGGGGAAGAAUACGAGGAGGCGCCCCGGCCGCGGCCCUCUGCCUGCCUCUCGGAGGACUCCACGCCCGACGAGCCUGACGUCCACUUCUCCAAGAAGUUCCUGAACGUCUUCAUGAGUGGCCGCUCUCGCUCCUCCAGUGCAGAGUCCUUCGGGCUCUUCUCCUGUGUCAUCAACGGGGAGGAGCAGGAGCAGACCCACCGGGCCAUAUUCAGGUUUGUGCCUCGGCAUGAAGACGAACUCGAGCUGGAAGUGGACGACCCCCUGCUGGUGGAGCUGCAGGCCGAGGACUACUGGUACGAGGCCUACAACAUGCGCACGGGGGCCCGCGGCGUCUUUCCUGCCUACUACGCCAUCGAGGUCACCAAGGAGCCUGAACACAUGGCAGCCCUGACCAAAAACAGCGACUGGGUGGACCAGUUUCGCGUGAAGUUCCUGGGCUCAGUCCAGGUCCCCUACCACAAAGGCAAUGAUGUCCUCUGUGCCGCUAUGCAAAAGAUCGCCACCACCCGCCGGCUCACCGUGCACUUUAACCCGCCUUCCAGCUGCGUCCUAGAGAUCAGCGUGAGGGGCGUGAAGAUAGGCGUCAAGGCCGAUGACUCCCAGGAGGCCCAGGGGAAUAAAUGUAGCCACUUUUUCCAGUUAAAAAACAUCUCUUUCUGCGGAUACCAUCCGAAGAACAACAAGUACUUUGGGUUCAUCACUAAGCACCCCGCCGACCACCGGUUUGCCUGCCACGUCUUUGUGUCCGAAGAAUCCACCAAAGCCUUGGCAGAAUCUGUGGGGAGAGCAUUCCAGCAGUUCUACAAGCAGUUUGUGGAGUACACCUGCCCUACGGAAGAUAUCUACCUGGAGUAGCAAUGCUGCCCUGCCCUCCGCACCCCCUGGGCCUUCAGGCCAGCACCAGCACAGCUGGCUGCCGACAGGACGUGGCACGGCCUGAGGAAGGGCACCCGCCGCCACCGGAGGACGGGGAAGUGGAGGCCGUUGGCCAGGGGUGGGAGGGUGGGGGUUGUGGGGAGAGGCAAAUGCAGUUUAUUGUAAUAUUAGAUUCAUCUACGGAGGACGGAGUGGGCUGCCCGGGAACUGUGGGCAGGGCAGGUCUGGCCACUGGUGGGAAAGGGGCCCGUCGCAGGAGCGUUGGGUUCUGUCCUAUUCUGGGACUCCCUUCCCCUGCCGGGGCCUCGGGCUCCCUGGCCACUGGUUUCUGCCGUGAGGAAGCCCCUGUCACCUGAGAGUGCCCACCCUGCCCUCAGCUCCCAGCCCCGAGCAAAGGCCCUGAGCUCAGGCCGAGCCCAGCCCCCUCCCGAGGACUUUCCAGUAAGGAAACGGCAGUAGGUGGCGGUGUGGUCCCUGUUCCCAGAGUGGCCUCUGGAUGGCUCCACCACCAACCUCACUGGCAUGCUGGCCCCUGGCAGGUGCGGGCCCCUCGAGGAAGGAGAGCGCGCACAGUGGGGCCCCACUCCGGCAGAAAAAGGGGGCAUCCCGACUGGCCCGGGCCAGGCCAGCCCAGCCCCUCGGCUGCUUCGGCUCUAGCCCCAUCUUGGUCCUGUCACCCUGGCCACAACUAUUAAAGUGCCAUUUCCUGUCUG